CUGGACUCUUUAAAUAUUUUGGAAAGACAACAGUUCUACAACAUUCGUCUCGAUUAUUAUCCUUUUUGAAUUUUAGUGUUAAAUAGUUUGAACGACCGUCCAAUGGAUGAAUUAGACAAUUUAAUGAAGGAAGCUGCCAAAAAUGUAACAGCCGCCACAGAGCAUGCCAACAAUGUUUCAUCGUAUACCAGUCAGCUGAAAUUGCAAUUAAGUAAAACACAGGAGCUUCACUCUCCCGAAACAAGUAGUGCUUUGAAGAAAACCGCCCAAACUAUGUUCAAUUUGGUGGCAAUCAAUGCGAAGGACAGCGAGGACGCAGAUGUUAGUGCAGUGUCGUUUUUAGAGUUUAAAUCAAAUGUCGAUGAAAGACUCGCUAGUAUUGAUGGUAUCUUAACGGCGGUCGGUUGUAUCAUGAAGAACGAUUGAAUGUAUUGAGUGUAUUUUCGAGCCGAAAUAAACAACGGUAAUUUUCCGAUUUUCUUUAUUU
This is a messenger RNA of Bradysia coprophila, 487 nucleotides long. RefSeq lists its product as uncharacterized. Lineage: Eukaryota; Metazoa; Arthropoda; Insecta; Diptera; Sciaridae. The record is from RefSeq and is a predicted model, not a curated record.